Messenger RNA from Meyerozyma guilliermondii ATCC 6260, 462 nucleotides. It is a transcript of the gene DUT1, whose product is annotated as bifunctional dITP/dUTP diphosphatase. Gene Ontology annotation, biological process: dUTP catabolic process; dUMP biosynthetic process. The record is from RefSeq and is a predicted model, not a curated record. Gene Ontology annotation, molecular function: dUTP diphosphatase activity; magnesium ion binding. NCBI's taxonomy places the organism in Eukaryota, Fungi, Ascomycota, Pichiomycetes, Serinales, Debaryomycetaceae. The coding region runs from base 1 to 462 and encodes 153 amino acids. The transcript has a single exon.
AUGACUACCCCCAAAAAACAAAGAACAGGACCAGAACUCAAAGUCUUCUUGAGGUCUGACAAAGCCACCUUACCCACUAAAGGUUCAGAAUUGGCCGCAGGCUACGAUUUAUACUCCUCUGAGGAUGCAGUGAUUCCUGCCAAGGGCCAAGGUAUGGUAAGCACUGACAUUAGCGUUAUAGUUCCAGUUGGUACUUAUGGCCGAGUCGCCCCCAGAUCUGGAUUGGCGGUCAAGCAUGGAAUCUCUACAGGCGCUGGAGUCAUUGAUGCCGAUUACAGAGGUGAGGUGAAAAUUGUCCUUUUCAACCAUUCCGAUAAAGACUUUAAAAUCGUUAAAGGUGACAGAAUUGCCCAAUUGGUUUUGGAACAGAUUAUCAAUGCUGAAAUUGUUUCCAUUACACAUGAGGAGUUGGACCAAACAGUACGAGGUGAAGGUGGAUUUGGAUCCACCGGAACAAACUAA